This is a messenger RNA of Melozone crissalis (California towhee), 1368 nucleotides long. RefSeq names its product tyrosine aminotransferase (gene TAT). Gene Ontology annotation, biological process: biosynthetic process; aromatic amino acid catabolic process. Bases 1 to 1368 code for a protein of 455 amino acids. NCBI's taxonomy places the organism in Eukaryota, Metazoa, Chordata, Aves, Passeriformes, Passerellidae. The transcript is spliced from 11 exons. The record is from RefSeq and is a predicted model, not a curated record. Gene Ontology annotation, molecular function: pyridoxal phosphate binding; L-tyrosine:2-oxoglutarate transaminase activity.
AUGGACUCGUACCUGAUCCAAGUGAAUGGCCAUGGAGAUCAUGCCCCUGUGCUAGAUGUUCAUCUCAAGAACACUGGGAACACCAUAUCACCAGGGAAGGUGAAAGGUCGGAAGCCAAGAUGGGCUGUCAGGGCUUCUGAAAUGUCAAAGAAGACUUUCAAUCCCAUCCGAGCUAUUGUAGACAGCAUGAAGGUGGAACCCAACCCAAAGAAAGCCAUGAUCUCCUUAUCCUUAGGAGACCCGACGGUCUUUGGAAACCUUCCCACAAAUGAUGAGGUCACACGGGCUGUGAAGGAGGUUUUGGACUCAGGACAGUACAAUGGUUAUGCUCCAUCUGUUGGCUAUCAUUCCUGCCGGGAAGCUGUGGCUGCAUACUACACCUGCCCGGAGGCACCGCUGAAGGCCCAGGAUGUCAUCUUAACAAGUGGCUGCAGCCAGGCCAUAGAGCUUGCCUUGGCAGUGCUGGCCAACCCAGGCCAGAACAUUCUGGUGCCACGGCCUGGCUUCUCCCUCUACAAGACUCUGGCAUUGUCUUUGGGGAUAGAGGUCAAACUCUAUAAUCUCUUGCCAGAGAAGGCCUGGGAAAUUGAUUUGGAGCACUUGGAGUCUUUGGUGGAUGAGAAAACAGCUUGCCUCAUUGUGAACAACCCAUCAAACCCCUGUGGCUCUGUGUUCAGCAAGAGCCACCUCCAGGAGAUCCUGGCAGUGGCAUCAAGACAGUGUGUGCCCAUCCUGGCUGAUGAGAUCUACGGAGACAUGGUAUUCGCUGACUGCAAGUAUGAACCCAUUGCAAGUCUCAGCACCAACGUGCCAGUCUUGUCCUGCGGUGGCUUGGCAAAGCGAUGGCUAGUCCCUGGCUGGCGGAUGGGCUGGAUCCUAAUUCAUGACAGGAGAGACAUCUUUGGUAAUGAGAUCAGAGACGGCCUUGUGAGACUGAGUCAGAGGAUCCUAGGACCCUGUACAAUUGUCCAAGGAGCUCUGGAGCGUAUCUUGCACCGAACACCACCUGAGUUCUAUCACAACACCCUAAGCAUCCUCAAGUCUAAUGCUGACCUUUGUUAUGCUGCCUUAUCAGCUAUCCCUGGCCUUCAGCCUGUCAGGCCUGCUGGAGCCAUGUACCUGAUGGUUGAGAUAGAGAUGGAGCAUUUUCCGGAGUUUGAAAAUGAUGUGGAGUUCACUGAGCGACUCAUCUCGGAGCAGUCUGUGUUCUGCUUGCCAGCCACGUGCUUUGAGUACCCAAACUUCUUCCGCGUAGUGACCACCGUGCCCGAGGAGAUGAUCUUGGAGGCCUGCAGUCGCAUUCAGGAAUUCUGUGAGAUGCACUACCAGGGUGCUGAGGGGGCCCAGGAUCUGGAGUGUGACAAGUAG